CUCCCCUGAGUCGAAUUCAGGGCGGGCGCAGUCUGAAUCACACACGACACGACGCACGCAGCCGACCCCAAACCGUCGCAGACAAAAGUCUUGACCGGCGCCCACGACCAGCACAAUCUGCGGAACUGCGAGCCCACGAACGCUGCGCCAGACUAGCGAGCCAAACAUCGAGAGGAGAGUGGGCGCGAGAUCCUGCACCUCAAAAACACAACCACAAUCGCGAAGAUGAGCGGUCUCGCGGAUAAGCAGGAGUCCAUCUUGAUCUUUGACAAGUUGAAGACCAAGCCAGCCAACAAGAUCUGCUUCGACUGCGGCCAGAAUAAUCCCACCUGGACCUCGGUGCCCCUGGGCAUCUACCUGUGCCUGGACUGCUCGGCGCAUCACCGCAACCUCGGCGUCCAUAUUUCUUUUGUUCGGUCUACUAACCUUGACCAAUGGCAAUGGGACCAGUUACGGACUAUGAAGGUUGGCGGCAAUGAGUCCGCCACAAGGUUCUUCCAACAAAACGGCGGCUCGGGCUACCUGAACAGCAAGGACCCCAAGACUAAGUACGACAAUGCUGUUGCUGCAAAGUACAAGGAGGAGCUCAAGAAGAGAGCCGUGAGGGAUCUCAGAGAGUUCCCCGACGCGGUCGUAAUCAACGACGGAGGCGACUUUUCUGCCGAGACCACCCCGAACCCCGACGAAGACGACUUCUUCUCGUCGUGGGACAAGCCGGCCAUUAAGAAGCCGACCCCGCCCCUCUCGAGGACCGCCACGCCCGUUCUUGGGGGGCGCACCCCUUCCCCUUUCCUCAACCCUUCGACUUUCUCUAAUACAGCUAAUGGGAGUGGUAUUGCGCGCGCCGCCUCGCCUCUCUCGCCCCUUGCCAACACGGACAGCGAUUCCCAGCCUGCCGCCCCGAGCCGCAUCACGACCUCGGCAGCGCUCAGGUCCAAGACGACAUCUAGCGGCCCGCGCAAAGUCAACGUGCUCGGCGCCAAGAAGACGCAGAAGCUUGGGGCAAAGAAGAUUACUGCCGAUUUCAUCGACUUUGACGAGGCAGAAAAGAAGGCCAAGGAGGAGGCGGAGCGCAUCGCGAAGCUUGGCUACGACCCUAAUGCCGAAGACGAGGUCGCGGCUGCUAAGUUUUCUAAGGCCGACUCGUCCAGCAGCAUACUGUCUCCCACCCCGGUCAGCCCGCCCCCCCGGGGAGGUUACGGGUCUUCGUCGCACGCUCGAGAGAAGUCGGCGUCGGAGAUCGAGCGUCUGGGCAUGGGCCUCGGCCGUCUGGGCUUUGGUCAGGUCGGCGGCAACAAGCCGGCUGCCGCCGCCCCUAAGAAGAACGCUGGCGGCUUUGGCUCUGUAGGCCCGAUCAAGGCUACCGCUGAGACUGAUGACGAAAAGUAUGCGCGCAACAAGUUUGGUAACCAAAAGGCCAUCUCAUCAGACGAGUUCUUUGGCAAGGGCAACUUCGACGUCAGCGUGCGCGACGAGGCGCGAUCGCGCCUACAGGGGUUCGAAAGCUCAGCAUCCAUCUCGUCCAACGCCUACUUUGGCCGCCCCGACGACGACCAGGUCACGGACGACUACGGUGACAUCGAGUCGGCCGCAAAGGACUUUGUCCGCAGGUUCGGCAUUACGACGGCCUCGGACCUCGAAAAGCUUGGCGAAAACGCUGGCAAGCUGAAAAACGCUAUCCAGGCCUAUCUUGCAAGCUAAAAGCUGAGACGUGCGAUUGAGAUGAGACAAGAUGGGAUGAAAACGGCUCCGUGGGUGUUUUGCCGGACUAGUGGUGGUGAUUUCUUGUUUCAGGGCGCGUGGCUAUAAUAUUAUAAGCUGUGCUGGCUAUGGCUAGCGCGGUGAGAGAGGACUCUCUGUCACGGGAAAGAAAGGGGUUGAGGAGAGCAGAGGUUGUGGGUUGUGGGUUGUGGGUUGUGGUUGUUUGAGUCUUGGUUUUGUCUAAUCGGUCGUAUGCCAACCCAACCGGCCAGCCUUGCAGCCCUGACAAGAGAUAUUGUGGCUUUUUUCUUGUUGGUUUUGCGUAUCUUUUAUCUUGUUUUGGUAAACAAACGGGUCGAGUUUUGGUAGAAUAUCAAAUUGCUGCUUCUGUUCCCCCUUA
Messenger RNA from Lasiosphaeria miniovina, 2101 nucleotides. Its product is annotated as arf GTPase activator. The transcript is spliced from 5 exons. Gene Ontology annotation, molecular function: GTPase activator activity. The coding region runs from base 226 to 1701 and encodes 491 amino acids. Gene Ontology annotation, biological process: COPI coating of Golgi vesicle. The record is from RefSeq and is a predicted model, not a curated record. NCBI's taxonomy places the organism in Eukaryota, Fungi, Ascomycota, Sordariomycetes, Sordariales, Lasiosphaeriaceae.